Messenger RNA from Leucoraja erinaceus (little skate), 3725 nucleotides. It is a transcript of the gene galm, whose product is annotated as galactose mutarotase. The record is from RefSeq and is a predicted model, not a curated record. NCBI's taxonomy places the organism in Eukaryota, Metazoa, Chordata, Chondrichthyes, Rajiformes, Rajidae. Gene Ontology annotation, biological process: glucose metabolic process; beta-D-galactose catabolic process via UDP-galactose, Leloir pathway. Gene Ontology annotation, molecular function: aldose 1-epimerase activity; carbohydrate binding.
GCGUGUCGCCUAGCAAUGGGUCCGUCGCGGCAAACCGCUCCCCGGUCCGUCCGACAACCGGUUCCCCCGACAACACGCGCCCCGGGCCGGCAGUCCGACCCCGCCAUGACGCGAGUGAGCAACGAGACGUUCGGAUCGCUGCCGGACGGCAGCCCCGUGGUCCGCUUCACGCUGCGCUCCAGCUCCAUCACCCUCCGCGUCCUCUCCUUCGGCGCCAUCGUGACCAGCCUGGAGACCGAGGACCGCGAUGGGCGGGCGGCAGACCUGGUCCUGGGCUUCGACACCCUCGAAGGCUAUAUUAACAAGCAUCCUUACUUUGGAGCAGCAAUUGGCCGUGUUGCUAAUCGAAUCGCCCAAGGCAAGUUCAGUAUUGACGGAAAAGAUUAUCAGCUGGCCAUUAAUAAUGGGCCUAAUAGUUUACAUGGCGGCUUGAAAGGAUUUGACAAGGUCCUAUGGACACCUGAAAUCCUGCCAAAUGGAGUGAAGUUUUCGAUGACGAGUGUUGAUGGUGAUGAGGGGUACCCUGGGGAGCUGAGGGUCUGGGUGACGUAUGAGUUGAAUGGAGAAGAGCUGUCGAUUAACUACAGGGCCAAGACCUCCAAGACCACACCUGUGAACUUGACCAACCAUUCCUAUUUCAAUCUAGCCGGACAUGGAAUCCCCACAAUCUAUGACCAUGAGGUUUCAAUCGAAGCAGAGAACUACCUGCCGGUGGAUAAGACAUCAAUUCCGACUGGUGAAAUUGCGUCGGUGGUGAAUACGUAUUUUGAUCUGAGAAAUCCUGUUGUGCUUGGAAACCACAUUGAGAAUAAGCUAACUGAAGGCUUUGACCACAAUUUCUGCCUGAGCCUCUCCAAGCAACGGUCUCCUUGUGCAAGGGUUUAUCAUCGGCCGAGCGGCAGACUGCUGGAGGUAGAGACGACACAGCCAGGAAUUCAGUUCUACACUGCCAACUUUCUUGACGGGAGCUUGAAGGGGAAGGGAGGAGCUAUAUACCCUAAGCAUUCUGCUUUUUGCCUGGAAACCCAGAACUGGCCUGACGCUGUCAACAAGAUGGAAUUCCCAGACGUGCUACUGAGACCCAAUGAGGAAUAUAAUCAUACAACCUGGUUCAAGUUCUCUGUUGUAAAACAGUAACGUGAGCAGCUACAUUUAAUGCCUUAAUUGAAUAAAAACACUUUCUUAGAUGAUGGGGAAAUAGUCACAUGGAUGGCGUGGGUUUGAUGAAGCGAGAAAAGAUUUAACACUUUUAACAAUCACACUUCGUUUUGUGUCCAUCAGAGGGAGCACAUGUGCAGAAGUGCCAACCUUAGUGGCAAAUGCCUCUACUUCAGGGCAUUGCAUAAGAAAGGUUCCUCGAAAUAAAAUACUCUUCAUAUGAAUUACUGCAGGAAAUCGGUGUACACUAAUGUUACUGCAUAAUUUUAGCCUUUAAUAAUGUGUCAAAAAAUUGGACGUUUCGCAAUUUGAAGGAAUUUUAAGAUUUCAGUAGCUUUGCAAUUUGUAGAUUCUAUCAGUUAUUUGUAGUUAAAUCAAGCAGCUUUUAAAUAAUGUCUUAGUUUGUGUAACAUUGUAAUAGUUCUUUCAAUAGGUUUGAAUUUUUUUAAAUUAUUUCUGCGUUGUGCAAAUGAUAUUCCUACAUCACCAAUCAGUGCCUUUACACAUGGUAAUUUGAACAAGAGCAUGAAUGAAGUGACAAUUUAAAUUUUCUCUCGUAACUUUUUCAAAUCAUCAUAUAGCAUAGUAACAUGCCCUUUGGCCCAACUUGCAUAUGCUGACCAAGAUGCCUAUAGUCCCACCUACACACAUUUGGCCCAUAUCACUCUAAACCUAUCCUAUCCAUGUACCUGUCCAAAUGUCUUAAAUAUUGUAAUGUGUUAGAAGCAACUGCAGAUGAUGCUUUAAACCGAAGAUAGACACAAAAAGUUGGAGUAACUCAGCAGGACAGGCAGCAUCUCUGGAGAGAAGGAAUGGGUGAUAUUUUGGGUCGAGUCCCUUCUUCAGAUGUUAUUGUACAUGCCUCAACUACCUCCUCUGGCAGUUCAUUCCAUAUACUCAUCACCCUCUGAGUGAAAAGGAGCUCAUUGUAGACUUCAGGAAGUCCAGAGGUGGCAUGCACACCCCCAUCCACAUUAACGGGACGGAGGUGGAACGUGUUUCUAGCUUCAGUUUCCUGGGAGUCAACAUCUCCGAUGACCUCUCUUGGACCCACAAUACCUCUACUCUGAUCAAGAAGGCUCAUCAGCGUCUCUUCUUCCUGAGGAGACUGAAGAAGGUCCAUCUGUCUCCUCAGAUCCUGGUGAACUUCUACCGCUGCACCAUCGAGAGCAUCCUUACCAACUGCAUCACAGUAUGGUAUGGCAACUGCUCUGUCUCCGACCGGAAGGCAUUGCAGAGGGUGGUGAAAAUUGCCCAACGCAUCACCGGUUCCUCACUCCCCUCCAUCGAGUCUGUCCAAAGCAAGCGCUGUCUGCGGAGGGUGCUCAGCAUCGCCAAGGACUGCUCUCACCCCAACCAUAGACUGUUUACCCUCCUACCAUCCGGGAGGCGCUACAGGUCUCUCCGUUGCUGAACCAGCAGGUCGAGGAACAGCUUCUUUCCGGCGGCUGUCACUCUACUCAACAACGUACCUCGGUGACUGCCAAUCACCACCCCCCCCCCCCCCCGGACACUUAUUAUUAUUUAUUCAAAUCGUUUGCUAUGUCGCUCUUCCAGGGAGAUGCUAAAUGCAUUUCGUUGUCUCUGUACUGUACACUGACAAUGACAAUUAAAAUUGAAUCUGAAUCUGAAUCUGAUUGCACCUCAGGUUCCUAUUAAAUCUUUCCCCUCUCACCAUACCCCCCCCCCACACAUCCCGGUUCUUGAUUUUCCUACUCAGGGUGAACAUGCAGUGUCUUUUACCCAAUCUGUGCCCCUCAUGAUGUUAUACACAUCUUUAAGAUCACCCCUCAUCCUCCUGUGCUCCAAGGAAUAAAGUCCUAGUCUGCCCAACUUUUCCCCAUUGCUCAGGCCUUCGAGUCCUGGCAACAUCCUUGUAAAUCUUCUCUGCGCUUUCCAGUUUAACAACAUUAAGAAAGUCUGAAGAAGGGUCUCAACCUGAAACACCAAUUCCUUCUCUCCAGAGAUGCUGCCUGUCCCGCUGAGUUACUCCAGCUUUUUGUGCCUAACCUUCCUGCAAAAUAUUGACUCCAAACAUUUUUAAAAUAUAAAUUUCAGUUCCCUCCCCGGUUAUUUAACCAGUUUUAUGAUAAACCAUUACCUUUUCCAGAUGAGCUACAAAAUUGAAAAUGAAUACAUUAUUUAUUCCUUAUUUCUCCUGAUGACUAAAAUAGUUUGCAGAAAGAUGACUUGCUGUGAAUUUGCCAUGAAUUACAUACAUACCUAGAACAGGAACAGGCCCUUCAGCCCACAAUGUUUGCGCUGAACACAAUGCCAAGUUAAUCUCUUCUGUCUGCACAUGAUCCAAAUCCUUCCAUUUCAAUGUGCUAAUCUAAAAAGCCUCUUAAACGCCACUAUCGUAUCUGCCUCCACCACCACCUCUGCCACAAACCAGGUUUACAUUCCUCACUUAUUAGAAUCUACACACGGCACUCUUCUGGGAAUAUUAAUAAUUGCAGUGUUUCAAUGUCAAGUUGUACUUAUCCUACCAUGUAGUACUGUAUUUCCCAAUUUAAUGAACUGGAAUUUACAAUAUCUAAUAAAAAUAUGCACAAGUUCAUUUACAA